UAGCUGGCUGGCUAAGUUAGCUCUACCUCGUAAAGUGAGGUGGUGCAUGUGGUGACUAGUGUGCCAAGCAUCUGAGUAUCCUUACCCUGCAAGUAUGUGCCUGUGUAUUUGUUGGCCAGCUUAACCGCAAACAUUUGUAAAGUGGCAGCGAUACACAGCCCUGAACUCAGAGGAAUCAUUUCAGCAUAGUGGCACAGGAACCAUGGAGAGGGGACGCUCCAGCUAACGGUGGCUGACGCUACUCCCGUUUUCACUUUCAGUCUUUCCUCUCCAGCUGCUUUGCGUAAGUGGUUCCGACAUCGCACUGCUGGUAGUAUGCGGUAAAAUAUUAUUAAGAAAUAAUCGGCACCACUAUCAGAGAAUGAGGGCACUUGCAGCAGUAACAGCAUUCGCAGCAGUGGAGGUUAGCUAGUGUCGCUAACGAUUGCUACAGUGCUAGCCAAUUAACCACUGGUAAACGGUAGCUAUGGUAGCUAUAUAUUUAUGUAAGCUAGCUAACGAUGAGCAGAUCAGGGCAUAACGCCACACCCGGUCUCCUUAGUUAGUUUGUGUUGUAAUGUCUGCUCGUCAAGUCAUUGCAAACGUGUAAAAACAGCAGCUCGUUGUUUGAAGCUAACAUCACAGUAACACAACGUCGAGCUAGGGCUAACUGGACAUACUGCACUGGACGUACGGCGUUAUUUAAUCUCUGUUUAUGAACAACACCCUCGUUUCCAGGUUGUGUCAUGAAAAACUGAACAGUGGUGAACCAUUCUUGCGGUUCACCUGCCUGCCCUAACCUCAGAGGCCAAGGUUACGUGGCGAGGUCUGACUUCACAUCACUUUAAAUGGGAUGCAAGCUCGACUGUAGAGGAUAUCUUAUCUGUCUCCAGGAAAACACUUUUGGCCGUUUGUAGCCUAAACUGGUGCAUCAAUGAACGAGGAACCACUUGAGAGCCCGUUCCCUGGCAGAGAGCCUGUGGAGGAAGAUGUGGGACAAAGCACAGAGAAGCAGAGCAGCAAAACAGAAAACACUUCUGAUGCAGAACCUGAACAGGAACCCGUGGCAGCCUCAGACAGUCUUCAUUCAAAGGCAAACCACAGCUCAAAUCCUGUAGAGGAAACCUCAGGAGAGGUAGAAGAGGAGGCGAAGGCCACAGGUGGUGAGCCUGCUGUUGACUGGUUUGAGCCACUUGAGGACGAUGAUGAUGCCAAUAGUGUUGAUAGGAAUGAUGCAGAAGAAGAAAGCCUGGCAGGAGAAAGUGAAAGGAGUGAGAGCGUGGCGGGCAGUGAGAAGGCCUCCAAAAAGAUAUAUCAGCUUUUCCUUCCCCGCCGUAAGCGAUCACAUCGUGACGAGGGAUGGGAAGACUGGCCAGUACUUGGAGACGGCUGGAAACGCAAAGAAGUUGUUCGCCGUUCAGGGAGCAGUGUUGGCCAGAAGGAUGUGUACUACCUAAGUCCACAAGGUGAUCGAGUGAGAAGCAGAGUUGAACUGACUUCAGUGCUGGAGGGAAUUCUCAACCUGACAAACUUUGAGUACAAGACAGGAAAGUUCUACGAUGGUGAAGCACCACCCACAAGAAUUCGAAGCAGAGUGAAGAGAAAGAUCCGGGAGCGUUCCUCCUCAGAGUCCAGCUUCAUGGAGAGGGGAGAGGGGGCAGACACCCCCGACUCUCACCACAGGCUCACCCCUAACUUGGGUCCCAAAAGCGUCCACUCUAGCCAGACAAGCUCGUCCUCGCACAGUACAGUGACAACUCCAAACCAAGUCUCUCGAAAUGAGGAUCUACCAGUGGAAGAUAAAAUUAAACUUCCCCUUCCCUCAUCAUCCAAACCGCUCCCCCUCCCCUCCAUAAAUGGAGAAAUUGGGACAGAGGACAGCACUCUGGUCUGUGCCAGAUGUGGUAUUUCCUUCACAGGUACAUGGUAUGACAAACAAAGGAAGAGGCCCUGCUGUCCCUCCUGUUGGGCCUCAAAGACAAAGGAGCACCCGAUGAUUCGCUUCAGAAAGUGGAUUCCUUGUGGUCAGUGUGUCGGGUGUCACAACACAGUGAACUGUGGGCAGUGUGCCAACUGCAAGCAUGGACUGCAGAGCCCAGAGUCCCGGAGACGCAUAUGCCGGAAGCGUAAAUGUAUAUGUCCCAUUCGUAAGGGUCCUGGAACUGGAGCCUUCCUACAGCAGAGGCCUUAUAAUGACAUUCCUGAAAGCUUUGAUGACACAUGCAUGAGUUUUCAGAGUGAAGUUACAGACUCACAGCACCUGAGUCUCAAAAGCAGUGAUACAGAGAACUUCUCGGUCAACGUGGACGUUGAUGACGAGGAAGAUAUGUCAACUGACGAUGAUGAUGAUUGGCAUAAGAAGCGGAAGCGACGCUCCUGUGGAGAAUGCAAAGCCUGUCUCUGCAGGAAAGACUGCGGCACGUGUGAUUUCUGUAUAGACAAACCCAAGUUUGGAGGCAGCAACAAAAAGAGGCAGAAGUGUCGACUACGGCAGUGUCAGAGACAGGCAAUGAGACACCUACUGCCCUUCCAGAUGGGACAAGGAGACUAUGGACCAGAUGGCCCAGUUCUGCCGGGCAGGCCUAGACCUCAUUACACAUACAGUCGCAAGUCAAGUUUAAAGAAAAACAGAGGACCACAAGUUAGCUUGGACUUUACUGACAAUGAAGAUGAUGACAGUAACUUUCAAGCACUGAGUUGGAGCUCUGAGCCUGCCACUGGUAGCAAAUACAAUGAACUGAGCGUGAGAAACCACCAAUCAUCUAUGCAGUUGAGUUAUUCAAAUUUCGGACAGCGGAAUGGGCUGCCUGACAGAGUCCCUCACAUCAGCAACCAUAACAACUGUCAGCUCGACCACCUAAGCAGAUGGGAUGCAGAGAGAUUGCACACAGGCAGAGGUGGUCAAAAGCAUGUUGAAGAAGAGGAAGAAGAAGAAGAAGAGGAGGAGGAAGAGGAGCUGCCCAUGAUCACACAGAUCUUCAGUUUGGCUGAUAACUCAGCAGGGAGCGGUGCUGAUGUGGAAAACCAGCUAAUGAAACUGCUACACUCUUUGCGCUCCUCUGUACUGCCAAUUCUAUGGUAUGCCAUCAUGGUGGAGGGCCCGCAGCUGCAGCUUAUUCAGUGUUCAAAACAGUCCAGCAUGACCGACACCAUGGUGCUGAUCGACCCGGGUUUCUGCUAUCAGGUCACCGUCCAAAAGCAGCCGCUGCUCCCCACCCACCCACUCUAUGACAGCUACCCAGCACGCUUAACCUCAGUAACCGAGGUGGUCAAUCUGCUUUUGGGCCUGGAAAAAUACGCUGUCUGCCAGGGCCUGCCGCCCAAAGAACCAUUGUUUAAUAAAGACCCAAUCAUACUGGAGCGGGCAUCAACAUGUGAUUUCUUGGUUAAGAAGAAUGUGAACAUCUGUAGUAACUGCAGAGCGCUGCAAGGACUUUAACUUCAGCACAAACAGAAGAAAAUCUCUUGCCACAGUGGAGACCACCAAUUCUCUGGUGCAACUUUGUCAUUAAUUUCUUUUUGUUCCAUAGUUGUUGUUUUUUUUUUAAAUUUUUGUAGUUUUAGUUUGUAAUAUAUAUGUGUGUAUAUAUAUAUAUAUGUAUAUGACAUUCUACAGAUUUGCCUCUGGACAGAAAGAGUAAGAUUUGAUUAUAUGAAGAAUCACCAAAGGCAUUCCAGGAGCUGUGAUGUUAUUAUCCAGGUAUGGUUUUUUUUUCUCAGAUGCUCUCUGUUGUUGGUUGGUGUAGGGCUUUUUUUUUCUCCUUAAAAUGACUGUUAUAUCAGAGUUUGGGGAAGUGUGAUUGUUCAAAAUGAAAUCCAUAUGUGAGGCACACUCUCACUUGAGGCUUAUAUGUUCCUCACCCCCUUGCCAUUAUUAAACUCUUGAGUCGUCACUUAACGGUGUAAUCUUUUCUCCAGAAACACUGGCCAUCGCAGUUUUGUCUUGCUACCCAUAGACUGAACCAUAUUUGAUGCAUUCAGAAAGCAGUUUUUUGGACAAAAUACAUUAUGUCUGCCUCUUGCCCAGAUUUUUCUGGGCAAGAGGCAGACAGCCCACCCACCACCUUGACAAUUAGCAAUGUGAACAGUUAUGCAUUCUUAACAUACAUCAAAUUUAUUUUUGUUAACUUGGUUCACUUGGUUCCCUCAAGUGACUGCAAAUUUUGCAAUGUUUGGGAUCUGUCGGUUGUUCUUUUUAAAACUAUUGUUAUUCAGUCUUUGAAUUAAAACAUGUUUAAAGAAACGAAACAGAUGGUGAAUUUACUGGCUUUGUCUUUUCGAAGGCAGCGUGCAAAUAAACUUUUCUUGCUGACCCCUUUUUCAUUAUAUUUAUCAAAUAUGUGUGAUGGACUUACUACAUCUGAAACGCAUCCUGGGAAAGA
Toxotes jaculatrix (banded archerfish) is the source of this 4361-nucleotide messenger RNA. It is a transcript of the gene mbd1b, whose product is annotated as methyl-CpG binding domain protein 1b. NCBI's taxonomy places the organism in Eukaryota, Metazoa, Chordata, Actinopteri, Toxotidae. The record is from RefSeq and is a predicted model, not a curated record. The coding region runs from base 914 to 3418 and encodes 834 amino acids. Gene Ontology annotation, molecular function: zinc ion binding; DNA binding. The transcript has 16 exons.